GGGCUGUAUUCUCUGCUGACUAGUUGUGAUCUCUAUGCACAACUGGAGAACACACUAUAAACAAUAAUAACCCAAACAAACCUCCCUUGCCUAUUGAUGCCGAGUCCUGUUACCAGUCAUGACAACCAGAAUAAACACAGUGAAGAAAUAUCUCACCCAGUUUCUUAUAGUUAGAAAACACUCAUCCUAUAAGAAAACAAAUGUCACGUGUUUGCUUUCAGAUGGGAGAAAAGAAGCCUAUUCCUACACUCACCCUAACAGAGUGGUCCCUAGAUCAGCUUCAAGUGGGAACUUAUUAGAAAGGCAUAUUCUGGAGCCCUACCCCAGAUGGACUGAAUCAGAAACUCCGUGGCUGGGCCCAUCAGUUUGAGUUUUAACAACCCCCAGGUGACACUGAUGCACACUUAAAUUUGAUAGUCACUGCCCUAGAUAUUGCAGGUGUGGUGCUGGAAGGACCUCGCGACCAGCUGGCUCUAUCUUUUGUCCCUAGAAUGGGUAAUUAGGGAGUUCACUGCAGUUCCUCCUGCAAAUUGGAAGGUUGUUUACGAGAGGCACGGACAUUUCGCUAUAUUUAAGGCGCAGGAAGUUGUUCCUGUACUCUCAGGUCAAGGGGUCGCUUCCCCUUUUGCCUCCGCCUGGACCAAAUCGCAGAUUGGGUUGAAUUUGAGACCCAGCAGGGGGCGCUGCUGCCCAAAAGGAGAAACCCAGGGAGCGUGGCAAGCGAAGCCCAGAAUCUUUGACAUCACACUAAGCUCCUCCUUGCACGCACACAUUAUACACACACACAAACAUAUACAGACACACGCACACACAGACGGCGUACUCCUCUCUGGCCGCUCGCUCCCACUACCCCCGAGCCGGCCCCUCCCGCGGCAAGCGUGUGCCCGGCGCAGCCACCCGGCGAAGCGAAGAGCGCAGCGCCCGCAGCCCGAGGAAGCGGCGCUCAGCAGUAGCGGCCGCCUCGCCUGCAGCCGGACUCGCUCGCCCGAGCGCUCGGCGGCGGCGGCCGGGACACCCUCGGCAGCACCCCGGGCUUCGAGCAGCGGCGCCCGCGCCCGCCGGGGCUGGAGGGCGCAGCGCCGCCACCCCGCACGCUCCUGGCCCCCGUGUCACCCCUAUGAGAGAAGGAGAAGCCGGGCGAAGGAGCAGGACGUUGGGCAGCUGGACUCCUCGGCAAGCGCAGAGCGCCCCCUCCUCCUGCGCCCCUCCGGGGCCCGUAAGCGAAAUGCAGCCGCCGCGCUCCGGCUGAAAGGGGAAGGGGCCGGCACCAUCCGCUCGCCCGGAAUCCGGUCUCCGCGGCGACUGCGUGUCCCGGCCGCGGCCCCUCGGGCCCGGGAGAGGAAUGGUACACCGCCUUCGUGAACAUCACUUACGCCGAGCCCGCGCUGGACCCCGGGACCGGGGCGGCGGGCGGCGGCGGCGGCACCGAGCUGCACACCGAGAAGACCGAGUGCGGGCGCUACGGGGAGCACUCGCCCAAGCAGGACGCCCGCGGGGAGGUGGUCAUGGCCAGCUCGGCCCAUGACCGCCUGGCCUGCGACCCCAACACCAAGUUCGCCGCCCCGGCCCACGGCAAGAACUGGAUAGCCCUCAUCCCCAAGGGCAACUGCACGUACAGGGAUAAGAUCCGGAACGCGUUCCUGCAGAACGCCUCCGCUGUGGUCAUCUUCAACGUGGGCUCCAACACCAACGAGACCAUCACCAUGCCCCAUGCAGGUGUAGAAGACAUCGUGGCAAUAAUGAUCCCUGAGCCAAAAGGGAAGGAGAUAGUAAGCUUGCUGGAGAGAAACAUCACUGUGACGAUGUAUAUCACCAUCGGAACCCGGAACUUGCAGAAAUACGUGAGCCGCACUUCGGUUGUGUUUGUCUCCAUCUCCUUCAUUGUCCUGAUGAUCAUUUCCCUCGCAUGGCUGGUCUUUUAUUAUAUCCAGAGGUUUCGAUAUGCAAAUGCCAGGGACAGGAACCAGCGCCGCCUGGGAGAUGCAGCCAAGAAAGCGAUCAGCAAGCUCCAGGUCAGGACCAUCAAGAAGGGUGAUAAGGAAACAGAGCCAGAUUUUGACAACUGUGCAGUUUGCAUUGAAGGGUACAAACCCAACGACGUUGUCCGGAUCUUGCCCUGCCGGCAUCUUUUCCACAAGUCCUGUGUUGACCCCUGGCUUCUAGAUCAUCGCACCUGUCCCAUGUGCAAGAUGAACAUUCUUAAAGCCCUAGGGAUCCCGCCCAAUGCUGACUGCAUGGACGACUUGCCCACCGACUUCGAGGGAUCUCUGGGAGGUCCGCCAACCAACCAGAUCACAGGCGCCAGCGACACAACCGUAAAUGAAAGUUCGGUCACUUUGGACCCUGCUGUCCGGACUGUGGGAGCCUUGCAGGUGGUCCAGGAUACAGAUUCCACCCCACAGGAGGGAGAAGUCAUCUAUACUACCAACAUCAUUUCAGCACUCAAGGGGAAGGUGCAGAACAGAUUGCCUGUAGAGUGGAGAUGGAAAAAUCUGGCAUUGAAGGAUCAUCUUCAGCUCCCAGGAGGAAAAAAAAAGGAAAAGCAUUUACAAAGCAAAGGAACUCCAAACUUGUUGCAAGUCUGACAUUUGGAGAGAAAGACGUUCUUGUCUGCAUAUCUUUAAUGUUUCUGACAUUCCACCUUUUAUAACCUCGCUUGGCAGUCUCAAAUCACACAGUGUUUGCCUUCCACCUCCAUGCGAGGGGUCAUUUGUAAGAAUGUCCAAGUGUCCCUCACGAGUUGUUAUCUGCAUGCUUGACUGCACCAAAAAUACACUUUGUCUCCUGGCUCCCCAAGCCCGGGCUGCAGAUGGUUGGAUUUGCUUCAGCAGGGAAAAAAGUUCCUCGGGACCAAAGGAAAAUACAGCUAAACAAACAGUCUUUUGUGUUCAGAGACUCCAGACAGGAGCUAGAGAAAGAGACAAAAGAAGAUUCUGUUACUCCUUCACAAAAACAUACAGUGCCACUCUCCAUCUUCUCAAGAGGGUCUGAAACCUCCCCUUUCUUUUUGAAGGAAGUUGUUGACACCACCAUCCAUUUCCUUUGUUGAAUCAUUACACAAGGCCUCCGGUCCUGCCUCUAGAUCAUUACCCACUUGCCACCCCUUCCACCUCAAACUAGAAGGAACCAACAGUGGGCCCAUAGGGUAGAGGGUGGAGGGAUCCGGUGAGCUGGGGGCCGGAAAGGGAUGUGGAGAUGGAUGGAAUCAUGAUAUCUCAAAUCUGCCCCAAUACAUUCUGAGGAGCACAUGGCAUAAUGUGUUCGGCCAGGAGAUCUGGUCUUCAAACUUGACAGAAGGAAGCGGUACACGUGAAUUAGUAUGUAGGCUAAAACUUGGCCAGUUGAAGUGAAAUGUGGGGUGGGUUUCCUCUGGGAAACUUCCUGUCAACUCUGAUCCUUGAGGGAAGUAUAGUGCAUCUAAUGUGUUGAGCAAACAUGAGUUUUGAUGUAUUCAAAAUGCAUCUUUCUUUUUGCUGCACUGCCACAACUGUGUUAAGUGGUUGUAAUAUUCCCCUGCCCCUGGAUGAAAAUUCCAGCAGGAAUUUUCUGCUCACACUUAAUUAACUGACAGUUCUGAGUCCCGUUAGGUUCCAAACACAGACAAAAGAAUUGUUUUUCUGCAGGGCCCUUUCCCUUAUAAUUCCUGUGACUCAGGACAGAGGGCUCUCUGUCGCUUACACACAAGGCCGCCUGCAGCCCCUGUGCAUCCAGCCCUCCACUUGUAGCCUCUGUCGUCUGAAGUGCCCCUACCCUCCAAGAGGUCCUUUUGGAUAGGGCCCAAGUUGAGCCCAGUCCUGCUCCUGCUCGCUCUCCCUUGUGGCCACCUCUGGGACACUCACACAUCCCCUGCCUUGACAGUCCUUUCCAGUACAGCAGCUGUCUCCAGCCUCUUACCCCUCACAGGCCAUCCUUCUCCUAUUUCCAGACUCCAGCCAGGCAUGAAGGAGACCUGCGUCCACAGUCAGCUGCAGCUUUUCUAAGGCUUGACUCAAUUCUCUCCGAGUCCCACCUACAGGAAACACAGUUCGGAAUCCCCUUGGGGUUCUCUUGCAGUAACCCCUCACUGGGCGUGGGUGGCAGAGCAUCCCCACACUUUUUGCUGUAGGAGUGGCAUUCAGCAUGACAGUACUUUAUCCACGGUCAGUCUCUUUACCAAUAUCCCCACCUUCCUCUUUCUCCUUUUUAUUGUCUCAAAAAGGGUAAUAGGGUCAGGAAUCACAGAACAGGUUUCCCUUCAUAAACAUUAUAUAUCCGGCAGUGGGGCGGGAGCAAGAGCAGCGGGUGGAGGUGGGAGAUGCCGUCUCAUCCUUCUUUGCUGUCCACGUCUCUUCAGUGGAAACUGAGGCAGGAAGAGUCCCAUGAGAGUUCCAGAGACUCAGUUCCUGAACGUCUCGAUGACCUUCCCUGGAGGCCCACAUUCUUAGCUGAUAUCUCUACUAAACUUUGGUCUUUUUUCAAAGAACUAGAGCUAGGUCAACCUUUUUGAGAAAAAAUAUGCUCAUACUCUUCAAAAUCCACUCAUGAGACAAAAAUAAUUAUUAAAACACAGCUGAAACUGCAGCCCAGAAAAAAGUCCUUUUCAGAAAAAAAGCUGUUAACAGCUAUCGCUCCGCUCAUCAGGAGCUCUCCAGGGACCCAUGCUCUGGACUGAUUAUGGAACAAACUUCCAAAGCGUUCAUUCAGAGACUUGUGUGUAGUGUCUGAAGUGACCCGUUUUCUCUUCUUUGAGGAACUCAGUAUAAACCUCUCUGGAGAUUCUUCAUUCCUAAAUCACAUUCUCUUAAAAUGAGGCCAGAAGUGACAUCCACUCUUGUAAUUUUCAAGUUCUAUAUUUAUUAUUUAGGGAGCAAUUGAUGUGGUCAGAACAUUUAUAUUCAAAAGAUUUAAAUGCCCCUAGGCCUGCUCCAACCACAACUUGGACAUGAAAACAAAAGAGCUUGUAUUCAGGACCUUCCCAGGGCACCCGAUUUUGAACCUCUGAGUCAAGACAACUGAGAGAAAAAGGGAGAGUUGGCACGAACAUCACAUUUCUGCUUCAAAUGUGCAACGACGCUUUGCUACAUCUGCAAAGCAGCAAUUUCCAGGUUUUAUGUGACUGCAAAAUAUACUGGUACCUCCAGAAAUAAACAUAUCUAGAUAAAGCAUUCCACUGUUUAUGAGGGAGGACGAGAGUAAGUAGCCACGUCUGCUUUUUUGGCUUGCAUCAAAGCCUGAAAUGGCAAAGCAGCUACCCUUGACUGUGGAUAAAUAUGCUGGCUGGAACCAGCAGAGAAUGAUCUCCCUUGGUGCCCAUAAGAUUCACAUUAGCCCUGGAAAGAUAAUUGCUUUGAUUUGUGAGCAUAUUCCAUUGCGGCAGACAACAGAAUCAGCCAACCCUUUAAGAUUUUAGACCCCACUGUCGUCUCCCCUUCAGGAAAUAGUUAAGCCAUAGCGGACUACUUCUAUACAAAAGGGAGCAUUUGCAGAUUGUGACACUGCUCCCACAGUCCUUCCCAUGCCUCAUAAUGUGCCAGGUCCCUGGAACAACAUCUCUCCCUUGUUUCUGAGCCCUCAGCUCACCAGCUCAGUGAUAGCUUCAACAGAUGGACAGCUGUUAUGAAGAGCAAAAAUCUUUCCCAUAAGCACGUGCCUUGAACAUCAAGUGACUCAGGUGGCAACUAUCCAAUCCACAAGCCACCAGGUUUACCAUGAUAAUGCUGCUCCCCAAUGAAAAGCCCUUGCCAAACCAACAGAGCCCACUCAGGGCCAGACUCCCAGGGUUUUUUUCCCUCUCUUGUGCAUCUGGUGCCUCUGAAAGGGAGUAUUGAGGAUCCAGAUUCACAAACAGCCUGUGAGGGAAUUAAUCAAUUUAGACUACAGAUAUAUUGCUGCUUGGAGCACUCAGCCCGGGCAUGACACACACCAUCCACUCGGAAGAGACUUGUCUUCCUGAAAUGAAGUAACUCAGCCAGCAGACUAAAUCCAUCCAUUGCUGGGAGAUUGUCUCAGAUGCUCUGAGUUGCUCACAGAUAGCACCAUCUCCAGUUUGAUUAAUUCCUCCCAAGGCUGUCUCACUUUUUGUAUGUGUUGAGGCUCAGCAGCUGUUACAAGAGUGAGCUCAGGAAAGGGCUGUUGAGCAGAUCCGCAUUUUACCAGACAUUGUCACACUGAACAUGGAGCUCAGCAGGAGGUGACAGCUGAUGGCAGGAAGCACAAUUGGAGGGUCAGUACUUUUUCAAAGUUUGAGCAGUAUCCAGUGUCAAUAAGAUAAUGUUUCUCUUUGCAUUUCAGUUCUAAAGCAAAUCAUAGGGAAGUCCCAUCAUUCAGAGAUUAAGAAAACAGGAACAGCCAAAAAUGCCUUUUGGAUGACAUAAGAAUUGGCUCUGAAAAUUGAGUGUCUCGGUUCUGUAAGCCAAAAUGUUUCAGAAAUGAAAUUCAGUGGUUCAGAGAAAAAGAAAAAAAAAACAGCAUAACUACCAAAACAUUACUGGAGCUACAUGAAGCAAGAUGAUACAAUGGAAACACCACUAGCCAGAGGCAGGAAAUUUGGGCCUGAGUCCUGAUGUGGCCUCCAAUUAGCUGUGUGACCUUGGGCAAGUCACAUACCCCUUCUGCACUUUCAUUUCCUCAAUUGUCAAAUAAGGCACUGUACUGGCAGAUGAUUUCUGAGAUCCUUUCCAGUUCCAUAACUCUGUGAUUAAAGUUAGAGUCCCUCUCUUGGCACCCUUCUCAGUCUCACUGGGAAAGGUACAAUCAAGCUCUUGCAUCCUCACUUACAAGCCCUCCUUCCUGCCUUUAUUCCAGCACCACUAAGCCCACCUAGCAAGGAACUCUGCCCUGAGCUCUCUCCCUACUGCCACAUUGUUUAGACUAUAGAGGGUCACAACGAGACUGUAGCAUCUGCCCAGCUCCAUAUAAAAUGAAUGAUUGAGAAGACAGUGGGUGUAGGCAGCUGGAAGAGCAGCACAGCAUAGCCCAGAUUCCUUCUAGGAUUCCGACACACAGUGGACCCUGUCCUCGGAACGUUAUGGACUUCUGCUCACAGAGGCUCUUAAAACAGUCCCCACCUGGUUCUGAUACUGCCUUUAGUGUCGAUUUUAACAAUAACUGUGGUGGCAAGUCAUGUAAACCAAAAUGCUAGGCAGAGCAGCUCUUCUUUAUUAUGUUUUAAUACUGAUGCUAGACAAUGAGCAAAUAAUACUAGCAAAAAGCACUGUGUUUCUUCAGUAGAUAGUGGUGUAGGUGUGAAGGCUGUGUUUAUGUACUUACGUGUAUGCGAAUACACUUUGCUAUUUAGUCCCGAGGUUUAUACAUACAUAUGUAUGUUGCAUUUUUAUACUGCUUUUUAUUUUUAUAGUAAAUACCACAUAUAUUGUCUCAUUUUCUCAGGGAAGUAGUAAAAAAACAAAACUCUGUGACAUUGUUUGGAAUUGGUAUUACUUCCAUUUUACAAGUAAAGGUACUAAGGUACAAGUACCACUUUCAGAGUUGUUGGUCCCAAAUUGAAGAAGAAAUCCCCUCUCACUGGACCCCAGUUCCGGGAUUCACAGUGUAUGUGAAUCACAUAUACACACAUUUACACUCGGUAUACACACAUUUUGUAUUAGCAUCCACCCCUACCCCAGAAAAAGGUGCUUUUUCCUGUAGUGAAAAUAUUGGCCUUGCACAGAAUACUUGACUUCAGAAAAUGUGUAUAGUACCAAACUUUUAAGACUAUUUCCUUUUUGCAUGCAUGUUUGUAUUAUACAUGCAAUAUACUAAUGCAGAGGCUUACUUUAUAAGCUAGUGACUUCAGUUUUUAUAGUGAAAUUACUCCCCAGUGCUCAAGCCGAUAACUUGGGGCUACUCUAUAUUCACUCCACUCUAUUGCCCCCCCACAGUAAGGCAGUCACCAACCCGUGUUCAUUCUGCCUUUUAAAUCUGUCUCCAUGUGCCAUUUCUCUCUGCCACUGCUAUCAUUCAAGACCUUAUCAUCUCCAACCUUGAUUUUUGCCAUUUCACUCCCUCUGUUUCUAGUCUUACCAUCCUCCAGUCUGUCCUCAUCUUGCUUCCUGGGUAAUCAUCUGUUGAAAUCUGAUUUUGUCACCAUUUUGAUCAAAACAUUUUUAUCACCUCUGAGUUCAGAUCUGAAGCUGACUAAUCUCAACAAAUCAUGAAGCAUUUGGCCUCUGCAUAUCUCUCCCAGAUUUUACACCACUCCCACUUGACACUUUACACAGAAGCAUUUCUAAGCCACUAGUGGUUCCAGACACACUGUUCCUGACGCCUCUUCCUCCACCUUCCAAGUCAUGCGUACCCUUCAAGCACAUCUCAUCUGCUGUAUUCUCUGAGAUGUCUUCUGUGCUACUCCAAGCAGAAUCUGGUGCCCCUUCACCUGCAAUUAUCUCCUUUCAAUUCUGUUACAAUUUCUUAAGAAAUUGUCUAUCACCCCACUAAACUUAUAGGUCCUUAAAGGGUUUGGACUCUGGCUUUUCAUCUUCAUGUUCCAAAAUCCAGCAGAGUUCGUGGCAUACAGUUAGACAGUAAACAUCAGUUGAAUGAAUGAAUGAACAUGCUGAAUUUUAAAAGAAACAAACAAUAGCAAUAGUUAGGAGAUGGAAGAGACUGUGUUGCAAUAUAUAUUUGCACUUUGUCUGCUAAUGAAAAGAAUAUAUAUAUAUUCUUGCAUGGAUAUUCAAACUGAACUGAGGCACCAGUAAAUGAGCCUCCCUAGAAGCCAGUUGCUCUGGACAACACUGUGACCCUAUUCCCAUGUGACAGGAGCACAAAGGCUAGCCUGGUCCCCCAUCACGAGGAAAGAGGGAGACUAAUGUCUUGUAGAAAUGGAUUGAUGAUUUAUUAUUUAUCAUUAUUGAUAUUGUGCUCCACAGCAGAAACAGGGGAUUAAAAGCAGUGGAGAGAGACGAAGUGGCAGAAACAACAGCAAAGGGAAAUGUGAUGGGGAAAGACUCUAAUGCCUGACUGUGCAUCAAUUUCUGCAGAUGCCCGGGAAAUAUCAUAAAACCAAGAGCCCAGAAACCAGUGCAGCUUAAAUGAAGCCCUUCAUUUUUGUUUUAUACCAUCAGCACUAUUUUUAUUAUUUUAUAUUAACCCAUGAUGAGUGAAGGUGACCCUACAGAGAGAUAAUAUAGGCUGGGGGAAACUGGCUGACUUUGGCAUUGGACAGAUCUGGGCUCAAGUCCUGGCUGGACACUGACUUAGUAGCUGUGGCCAACUCACUUAACCUCCCUGGGCCUCAAUUUCCUCGUCUUUAAAAUUGUCCAAAUAAAAUCCACCUCACAGGUUUAUUGUAAGGGUGAAAUCAAUUGAUGUCUAUGCAGCUGCUGGCUCAGUGCCUGGCAUUCAAUAAAUCAUGAAUGUUAUCUCUCUCCCCACUCCACACACCACCUCCCCAUGAGAACACACAUUGGACUGACACGUCCCAAGUACUCAUUGGUGCAACUGAAAUGUCUUGAUAUUGUAAAAAUAUCUACACAGUCCCCUUCACAGAUAGAUUCCAAGGCCUGAGAGCUCUAGCUUGUAUCCUAAACCAUCUGCCUGUGGGGAUGAAAACUGACAUUACCUUGCUCGUCUUCAAUUACCGUAAUUACUUUACUUCCUGAGCCAGAACUGCAUGCUUGCUUCUAGUUAUUUAUCUUUUUCACUAAUUGAUCAUUUGAGUGCUACUGAGUUAUAAACUGCACUCUUUAUUACCAUGAUCUCAUAUAAAAUAAUGGCUGUCCUUAUAACACCAUUUACAGAGAAACCUCUCAGGUUAGCAGCAUCACUACUAGGCAGCCCAUCCAUCAGUCAACAACCCAUUAGUGUCAGUUCCUAGAAAGUCGUAAUUAUGUGUUUCUACACGUGGCUCUGUACUGGUUAUACUCCACAGACAGUGGCCUUACCAAUAAUCUUAGCGUUUUGAGUUUACAGACCUACAGACGAAUACCCAUGGAAAAAUUACUCAUUUCAAAUUUACUAAGUCUUGAUGUUCUUUUUGUGUUUGUAAGUUAAACCUCAGGGAACAGUUUGGAGCAAAAAUUUUAAGAGUACCCAUUGAUAGAAACCUCCAAGUUUGUGGCAAUUCAGUCUCACAUCCCCAAAGAGAAAAUCUGCUAGGAGACCUUUUAAAAUACAGAUGUACCUAACUUACCACUUAUGUGGUGGUCCUUACUGCACUUCCUUCCGCCCUUUGGGGGAAGAAUUUGCAGGGAAACUUCUGGAGAAAAGAAAAUAUAUUGUGGUUAAGUGAUUUCACCAAACUCUCCCUCAUGGUUCCAUCUGGGACACAGCUGUGGUGAUUACCAGUCAGGUCACAUUCCACUUGGUCUGGGUAAGUCUGAGAAUGCCAGGAUGAUAGGAAGACUGUCCUUCCUCCUCAUUCUGGAGGCUUCCUGUGGAGCACACACCAGCACACCAGGCUGAGAAUCAAGCCAGGUUCCCUACACGCACACAUGCAUGCAUACAUGCACACACAUACACACGCGUACCUACACUCUCACAUGUACACAUCCACGUCCAUGCACACACCACCACCAAUGCCCAGGGCCUUGGCUCAUCAGCCAAAACCACUAGGAAUUAAAUCUCUAGGAAUUCCCAGGAAUUGUUCUAGGCAGAGGUAGCAAACUGAUGUCACAUGUGACUCCUUAUGCCUGCAGAUGAGUUGGGUUUGGCCCUGAGAAUGCUUCUAAAUACAUUCAACUAGUAGCCAACACUUAAAUAUGGUAAAGUUUUACAUACAAAUCUGAAUUUCUAGCUAGAAAAAGUUGCAAGAAGCAGCAAUCCUGGGCCUCUUUCCCUUCAUGGCGGCAGUUGGCAGGACCUGAGUCGUGGCAGCCCAUUGAGCCAAGGCAUGUCCUCUGCAGUUCACAGCUCCGUGACCCCAAAGCUAGGGACAGGUUCAGGUCAGCAGUACUUCCUCCACAUGCACUGGUGUCUAAGGGAAGAUCACUGUUUCAAAUUUCCUGUUAGGUCUUAUGAAAAUAAUCCCUAUUGGUAAAAUCAUGCAGUGCCACUGUAUGUGUGUGUGUGCCUGUUAAGUGACAGCAUCCACAAUUAAUACUCCCACCCGUAACUAAUGUUCACAGCAGGAAGGAACAACGAGUAGAUUUACGGACUAAAGUUCCAUCAAAAUUUUUUUGUCAAAUCAUUCGUAUAUAUAAAUAAAGACUUAUGCCUUCAUCAGAGCUGUCAGCACAAGAAAGUAUUGGCUGCACUUAAACUCCUGCUGUGCAACCAGAACAGUGGACUGAAUUUUUUAAGGAAAAAUAAUACCAUAAUAAUACUGCAACUGUUAUUUAAAUAAGAAGUUAAUUAGAAAAUUGGAUUUGGAAAUCAAAGUUCAAGCGGGAACACAGUGGACUAAAAAGCAUGUCUUCCCUGUUAUGCAGUUGAGGAAGAUUCUUGCAGUUGGGUAAGUAAACACAUACAUGUGUGUACACACAGGCAUGCAUAUGUGGAAGCAUGUGUGUGUGCACGUGUGCCAAGAACACUGUACCUGCGUAUACGCACAAACGCAUAUGCAUAUACACAUGUUCAAACCUGCAUCAUAUGUAGCAUGUGUACAUACCUCAAGCAGUAUUUUACACACAUACACAUCUGUACAUUGAUAUGACAUACAUGUGUGCACACAUACAUAUGACUCAUGCCAUCAACUUCAUGUCACAGUAGUUAACCAUUUUCAGCGGGAUAAUUGAAGUUUCUGCUUGUGAUUCUCCAUUUAUUGCUGCUGGAAAUGAAACUCUAGUUCUAACUUGGCUCAUCAGGGAGAGAACCACUCCCCAAACAAAUUUAUGUAUCAUUUUGUUUCUUUGAUGGACCUAAAGGAUCUCUAAUAUCUGGGAAAAGGAAAUGUGCCUCUAGCAGUUAGGCAGCCCCUCAUUUUAGGUACCAUGUAUUCCUAGCACCCGUGCCCUCGACAGAACAAUACACUUUACAGCCAAUUCACAGUUGUACGUGUCUGUGUUCACUCUGAAUGAGAGUAUCAUCUUCAGCUGGUGAGGCAUCAGGGGACAUGACAGAUGGUAAAGGUGCUGGGAAGUAAAGGGUGGGUCUUUAUUAGACAGCAGAGAGAGGUCUUGAAAUUUCCUGUCCCUCAUUCAUACCCCUGAAAAUAAUGUAAGUUCACAGCAGGAGAGCUAAGUCAAGGCCCAGCCCUGCCACCCGCUGCCUGUGUAACCUUAGGCAAACUACUCAACCUCUCUGUGCCUCCCUUUCCUCCUCUGUAAAGUGGAAGUAGUAAGAACAGUUACCUCAUGGGUUAAAGGUAAUGAAAACUCUUUAGAAAAGUGCCUAGUUUGUAACAAGCAUUCAAAAAACGUUCUUUCUUGUUAACUACAGAGGAAAUGGUAGAGGGAACUCAGACACUAGUAAGCAAACACCAUGUGCCAAGGAUCUUGCAGAGAGCUUUCUUUACAUAUUUUAUUUAACCUUUACAAUUACUAUCACUCUUGUAUGUAUAAGAUGCUGAAGUGGAGAGCAGUCAAGGAACCUCACCAGAAGUCACACCUUGAGUAAAUGGCAGCUGGGGUGAGAGCUCGGUCACCCCCUCCAAAGUCCACGUUCUUUCCAACACACUGGAGUUUCUCGAGUGUGGUCUGAAUACCCACUGGGGCUGUAAUUGCAAUGCAGAGCCCUGCGCCCCACCCCACGUCUGCUAGACCACAAUUUUCAGGUGGGCUGAGAAUUGAGAUUCUUACCAAUUCUUUCUAAAACCAGAGUUUGAAAAUUUGUGUCACUGCCCCUAGGAUGCCUGCCCAAGGGAAACAGACCCCAGACGACUCACACAUCCUAAGUGUUGUCUUCUCCCUACCAGCCAUUUACAUUUUCUCUGCAUCCCUGAUAGUAAUUUUAUUCAGAGGCCCUGGAGUUGGAACAUUCUCUUCAACCCAACUAACUUCACCUAUUUCUUGUUGCCUUAGCUUUGGGAAUCUCCCAGCUGGACACUUGAGUGCAAUGUUACAUGUUUGGUCCUUGGGUAGAUCCUUCAUAGACCCCACACUGUCUAUCCAUGCAUACAUGGUCCCUGUGACACGGAUCCCAAUCUCAAAAGAAAAUCCAUAGAGGAUACAAGUCCAUUUUUAUUCAGUCCUGCCUUGUUUGUGAUCCUGAUGGAGUUUAAUCCUGGCAGCCAACAUGGCUAGGUGGGCAGAGGCCACUGUCUUUUUAUUGUUAGAAUAAUUGCUCCUUUGCUCAGGAAACAUUGUGGACCUGGUAUGUGACCUACACCCUGUGGUGUAAGCAUUCACUUACAUCUUGAGCAUAAGCAGUAACUCCAGAAGCAUCAUCUGGUAGAAGGAAGUGCUUUCUCUAGAGAAAAUGCUUUAACAACCUGAGACACUAAAAUAGAUCCUUGAUCCAGUAGAGUAAAAGAUGAAUUUGCAAAGAAUCACCAUUGGUUUUCUCAGAUAUAUAAUUUUACUGAGCAAAGAGGUCUUUAGUGUCAUAAAAUGAACUGCUAAAUGAAAAAGGGUAAGGCAACAAGGUUACAUUUUAUGGUUCCAUGGGCUUCCUGGCAGCUAAGAUCUGCCACACAGCACUAAUUAGCUGGCAACGGCAAAGCGGCGUAAUCUGCCACGAAAGAUACAGCGUAGAAAAUAUGUUUGGGGAGCUGAAUACUUGAAAGGAGGUGCUAAUGGUUGGAACUCUAUCUUUCUUUGUUUUUAUUUUUCUAUCUUUGCGAGCAGUUACAGUUAUGGAACAUGUGGAGCCGUGACUUAGCUCCCAUAAAGGAUAUAGCGAAUUUCUUAGAGUCAAAUAAUGUUUUUAUCCUCUUAGGCAUAUUGCUGGGUCUUUGCCUCUACACUGAUGUAUGUCUAUGCUUAUGAUAUGCUCAUCUUCUACUUCCAGGGUUCUCUCGGCAGCUAAAUAUGCAUCCCCCCUCUUAGAGAAACCCUAUCUCUAAAAACACAGCCGUAGAGGCUGACCCAAUGGCCUAGUGGUUAAGUUCGUGUGUUCUACUUCGGUGGCCCAGGGUUCAUGGGUUUGGAUCCC
Molecule: messenger RNA, 13950 nt
Organism: Equus caballus (horse)
Lineage: Eukaryota; Metazoa; Chordata; Mammalia; Perissodactyla; Equidae
Gene: RNF150
Product: ring finger protein 150
Source: RefSeq, a predicted model, not a curated record